Molecule: messenger RNA, 810 nt
Organism: Morus notabilis
Lineage: Eukaryota; Viridiplantae; Streptophyta; Magnoliopsida; Rosales; Moraceae
Product: SPX domain-containing protein 3
Exons: 3
Coding region: 1-798 (265 amino acids)
Biological process (GO): cellular response to phosphate starvation
Source: RefSeq, a predicted model, not a curated record
AUGAAGUUUGGGAAGAGAUUGAAGCAACAAAUCGAAGAAACGUUGCCGGAUUGGAGAGACAAGUUCUUGUCGUACAAGGAGUUGAAGAAGCUGGUGAGGCUAAUUUCUUCAUCUCCAACAUUGUUGAAUGGAUCCGUGGAAUAUGGGAAAGCUGCAGAGGCUGAGUUUGUGUAUUUGUUGAACAAUGAGAUUGAAAAGUUCAAUGCUUUCUUCAUGGAACAAGAGGAGGAUUUCAUUAUCCGGCAUAAGGAGUUACAGCAUCGAAUCCAGUUAGUGAUUGAUAUGUGGGGGCCAAGUGGAACUCAGCCUAAUUCGGAGACAAUUUAUAAAGAGGAAAUGGGGAAAAUCAGAAAAGAUAUUGUUGAUUUCCACGGAGAAAUGGUGCUUUUAGAGAAUUACAGCAAUAUCAAUUACACAGGGCUGGCGAAAAUAUUGAAGAAAUAUGAUAAGCGAACAGGUGGAGUAUUACGCUUGCUGUUCAUCCAGAAAGUUCUGGAACAACCCUUUUUCACUACUGAUAUCGUUUCAAAGCUGGUCAAGGAGUGCGAAAGUCUUAUUGACGCGUUUUUCCCAGCCAAAGUAGAAGAGAAGCAAAGAGAAUUAGUAAGCGAGGCUGUAAAUUUGGGCCGUCAAGGAAUAUUCAGAAACACAGUCGCGGCUUUGAUGACAAUGCAAGAGAUUAGGAGAGGAAGCUCAACUUACAGUCAGUUUUCUCUGCCGCCUCUCAACUUGCCGGACUCUCAACAUCAUGAUCUUGUUCAGUUGAUCCAGCUCAACCCUUCCAUACCUAUCGUCUAAUCUCUCUCUCUA